Molecule: messenger RNA, 631 nt
Organism: Rhododendron vialii
Lineage: Eukaryota; Viridiplantae; Streptophyta; Magnoliopsida; Ericales; Ericaceae
Exons: 3
Coding region: 95-466 (123 amino acids)
Biological process (GO): photosynthesis
Cellular component (GO): photosystem I
Source: RefSeq, a predicted model, not a curated record
GACAUUCAACAAUCGCCUACAAGGAAAAUCAAUUUGAGCCAAAGGAAUCACAACACAUAAUCACAAACUGGUGGCGGAGAGAGAGAGAGAGAGAAUGCAAAUGGUGGUAAGAGCAACUGCAAGCAAAUUUGCUUCAUCAUCAUCUAGUGUGCCACCAGCUGAAAGGAGAGAAGGAAGAGCGAGAAGAACAAGGGUGAUGAUGGAGAUAGGAAGGAGGGGCAUCCUCGUAUCAACUGUGUUUGUAGCUGCCCAAGUCAGUGACUCUAAGACUGAGCUUCUUCAAAAUUAUCUGAAGAAAUCACAAGACAACAAAGCCAAGAAUGACAAGGAGAGAUUGGAUAGCUAUUACAAGAGAAAUUACAAGGAUUACUUCGAAUUUGUGGAGGGGUCUCUACAGGGGAAGAAAGACGAGGAGCUCUCUGAAUCAGAAAAGGGCAUUCUGGAGUGGCUGAAGAGAAACAAAUAAAUUAACUUGUAUUGCCGAUCGAGAAAAGGGAGGCAAGGCAAUCGUGUACUCAAAUUUUCUUGUGUUCUUUUAUUCAUGCGUUUAGCACUAAUCCAUAACUUAAUGGAGUCAUGAGAAGAGACUGGAGAGAUAAGUUCAACCCUUUUGAAGGAUCACUUUGACACA